AUGAAUUUGUUCCUGUUGAAGUUAUUUGUUCUUUAUUGCGGUGUCAUGAAGGUUGUGAUCUUAAACUUGGCGGACUUCGCUACCGCUCAGGUGGACGAAACUUCAGGUAAGGAAGUUGCUACUUUUUAAAUUAAGUUUUAAAUUACAAGUCUACGUUUUUCUGGGAAAUCAGGCCGAUUUUUUUUGGGUCAACUUUGUUGACGUAAACAGCGUAGGAUUGCUUUGGAUUAUUUUAGGUGGUCUUAUCAUGUUUACAAGAAGUCGCUUUACUUAAAAAUGGCUUACAGCCAUUACAUACGAUAAGCAAAAUUGCAGUUACGUUACAAUAUGAUCCCACAUUAAAAGGCCAUUCACGCACAGUUUCCUUGUGCCUCAAUACCAUUUUGCUUGUUUAGUUUUUGUCAAACCAUGUCAGUAUUUUUUUCAAUCCUUUAAAAUCCCCUGGCGAAGUUAAUCGUAUUCUGAACAGACAAUUCUAUUUUCCUAAGAAAAAAUGAUGCGAUUUUAAAUCUGAAAAUUCGAUGUUCAUGACUGGGGCUAUGUAUUUCUUUUUCUUUUUUUCUUUUUAUCUAACUUUCAUGCAGCAAUCAUUUUAUAAAAUUAGUAGACAUCUUUCAAGCGCCUUGAAAUACGUUCGACACUUCAAGCGUGAAAAUUGUCUGCAAACUAGGUUGUCUUUAAUAUUUAAUGAUAUAAAAACAUCGCAGUUACUAACAUAUAGCGUGCCAGAAAUGUAGACAAGUUACAAAUGACUAUGGCAACAAAUUGAUUUCAUGAGAGGUGUGUUGGUUUGGAUUCAAGAACUAGAAAUUUAGAAACACUAUAACAUCCUGAUAACUCAAUUUUCCUUAGAAAAUGAGGCCUCUUUUUUUUUAGUUUUGCCCGUGGGUUUGUUUUAAUGAAUGCCGCUACUCCACUGGCGGGCUUUAUUAAAUAAAACCUCCAUGAUUUAUUUCGAUCUGAGAAAAAAAACAAUUAGGAAAAGUACAUGUCUUUCGUGAAAGAAAUUUUAUUCCAAAAAUUAGCUUUAACUUAUAUAGAUAGCAUUUGAAACGUAACAGCAGAUAGAGUUCCGUUGUUAGUCAUUCUUUCGGGAUCUAACUGUUCGCGCAUCAUAAUUCGAGCGAUAUUGAAAAUUAUGAUGGUCGCAGUUGACUAUGAAAUAAAUGUCUGUAUUCGAAUUCUCGCUUGGAGGAAUAUGCGACAUUCAAGUAACAAACACUUGGAGAAAAAAUUGGGUCAAAUGAUCAAUUACCUUUGUGUCAGAUUUUUCAUCUCGGUUACUCCUGAGGUAUAUUUUGGCUAGUUUCGUGGUCAACAGCGAAUCAUCGCUUUACCGCGGGAAAUCUGGAAUACAUUUAUAACUCUAUUUUAGGUUAUGAAGGAAAUUAUAUACUUCGACUGAAAAGGAAACCAGUCAGAGUGUACGACAAAACUGUGAGUUGUUCAAAUCUGUCAUUUACAUCUGCUUUGGGAAGCUUUUGCUCUCUGACGAAUGUAAAACUCGCAAUAAACGCCAUUUUUACUGACGUUGAAAGCAGUUUUUUAAAUGUCCGGCUGUUUGGUUGCCCUUCGCGUUACAAACUGGUCAUGCCUUUACAAGGGAAAUAUAUAUGGCUUACAAAAGUACUUUUAUCUUUAUUCAAAAUCAUACAUCAUUCUAUCAAGAAAACAUUUUUCAACCUUUUAAAAAUUAAAUAGAAAAAAUCUUUAAAAUUACUUUAAAUGCAUAUCCGCGACUGCCUUAAAAUAGAAUCUGUUUUGACUAUAUUCCUUUUAUAUCGGUAAGCAGCUUUAUUUGAAUCAAGUGACAUUUUUAAAAGAAAUACGUAAGGUCUUGCCAUAAAACGGCUCUGUUCACGAAAUCUAUUAGCAAAAUUGCUUUCGUAUAGUGAGAUAGGAGGUCAUUUAUCUGAACGAUGGGGAGAAAACUAUAGCUUUCCGUAACUUUCGCAUGACCUUGGUUUUUUGCGCUUUAAUACGCGGUUUGAAUUUAUUUAACAUACAUAUUAGAAACUCGUCAUCAACAUAAACGACGUUAAAUUUAGACGUUUGAUAUGGAGUAGCCUUACUUCAGUUUUGCUUUCGUGAAACAGCGGGGAUAAAUACAAAUUAGUUUUUGUUAUACACAUUUCACACGUGGGAAUAAUAUUAAAACCGUCCGUGUUCUUGUUAAACCUUUUAAUUCUCUGCAUGGAAGAAAAUUAAGGUCGACGCUCAAAUAUUCGUUUUUACUAUGAACACCUUUCAGUCGGAAACUCAUAUCGUCAAAAACGUCGGCUUUUUACAAAAUUUCAUUAUUUAACAUCCACGAAGACAAAUUCUAAUGUAAAAAUGUUCCUUCUGGCGCCGCGUGGCUUUUAAGUGUUAACUGAAAAAUAAUUGAGUUUGUUUCAACAUUUUUCGAAUAUGCUAAAAUUGAGAUUGAUCUGUUAGCGUUAAUUCUUUGAAAUAGUUUUCAAGGUGUUGUUAUGUAAUCUGAUAAAACUAAAAACGCAAUGGCUUGUAUUUGCUUUUUAAGGAUUUAAAUGGCAAAUGGCGCAGUAUUUGAGUUGACAUACACAGGUUUUAUUGGUACUAAAAACUGAGUUAUUAAACAUAUCGAUUUCCUAUAAGAAGUUGUAUAAUUUAUGUUUUUCGCACGCUUAUUUUGGUCAAAUUUCUUUGGAAUUUUCUUUUCGUAGAACCUAGCUAGUAAGAUAUAAAUUCAAUGUUUAACAACGAUAGAAGUGAAGUCUCAGUAGUAAAUUCUCUUGCUGUACGCGCAGGUCGUAUUCACGAUUUCCAGCGCGAUAAGAGAGAUAAAAAUUGUGCAAUUUUCCAGGUAAACAAGGCAUUGUUUUAACCCUGCCAACAUACGUAUAGUUUAAUUGUCGCCUCCUUUAUUCACCAAGCUCUCGUCUAGAACAUUUUCCAAUUUUAACGGAACAAAAUAUCCCCCUUGCGACCUAAUGUCAAAGAAAAAGGGAGUUUGCCGACUUCUGGUUCCUUCUGGUUCAAAUCAGAAGAACCGGUUUUUGAACUAAAUAGCUGAGUACUGGUGGAAAGGGGUUUUACUCUUCAGCAAGACUACCCGGAUAAGAAAAAAGAACAAAAGGUGUCAGUUUCUUGAGUCAGGAAAAAUCAGUAUAAUUUUGUUCCAUCUUAUAUAUUAUAAAGCGAAUGAGCAAUUUUUGGAGCUCAAACGAGGCCUUAACUUCACGGUUUGAUAUGGACACUGAAUAUGGUUGAGUUCGAUUUGGAAAUCCGGUUUCGGAUUUUGCAAUCGAACGCGAAAUCCGAAAACAGAUUUCACCUUCGAGAAAUCAGUCCUCAGGGUGGAUUUCAUUAACAAAUCCAAAUCCGGAUCUCAUGGAUUUCCUUUUUACCGUUUGAUUGGGAAAUCCGUAAAAGGAUUUGCAAAACUGUUCUCGUGAACAGUGGUCUUGUUUUUGCUAAUUAUGCGUGCGCGUGCGAGAACGCUGUUCUUAAGGGCAGUUUUUCAAAUUCUUUUUCAGAUUUCCCAAUCUAACGGUAAAAGAAAAUCCAAAAACUGAUAUCUCAGCCUUGAAAUCUGGUUUUGGAUGUCGCGUUCGAUUGCAAAUCCGAAAUCCGGAUUUUAAAAUCUAAAUCCAGUUUUUCCGAUCGCACCCCGGCACCCUAUAUCGAAAAGACAUGGGACAAUAUACCAUCGUAUAACCUGGCAUUUCAUCAGUUUAUAAAAACACCAUCUUUGCUGACUUUUGCAAAGAAAAUUACCUCAGAAAAAAGAUAUAAUGCCACAGUACGACGACGACGACGAGACGCGACGACGCGAGACACGAGACGCGACGCCUGCAUACGGUCUCGUCAUGGGCACAAUAGUCUCUUACGCUAAAAUAAAAUUAAAUACUCGUGGAGAAACGGAAAUAAGUUUCAAAUUGCUCAGAUUUCGACAGAUUUAUGUCAGUAUAUGAAAGUCAAACAGAGGCGAAAUAAGGUCAAUAGAUGAAGAGAAUUCUAUGAUACGGGAAGGAAAUAUUCCAUUGCUAAGAUAGUGCACUGCAAGUGGAAAGUUGAAACUUUCUGUCUUAAACUUUGUAUUUAUCUCUGCAAGUAUACGUAGAACACUCCAUACGCAGAGCACUCCUGCUCUGUGAUAAGUGAUAAGUGAAGCAGUCUGCGUUGUGUAUUCUCUUUUAUUAUUUAUGCAAAAUAUUUUGCCGUUUCUGAUUGGCUCAAAUCCCCCGGCUAAUUCUUCAUAACUAACCGGCGCGUUGAUCAAAUUUGGACGAAGAGAGCAAUAUAUCAUUCAUUCGUGGAAACGAGAUUGAUCGAUUGAUGGUAUAUUUGCCUGGAAAAAGGCUAACGGUGAAGUAAAAAGUGGCUGAGUUAAAGUAGCUGAAUUUCUGACUUAAACUGAAGUGAAAAAAUGCAAGAAUAGGCAGAAAAUAUUGGUCGAUGAAUGUUAAAAUUUUAAAGUACGUCCUUUGGGGCUAAGCUUGUUAAGAACUUAGAAAUAUUUUGAACGAAUAAUAAAAUAAUUAUUGAAUUCGACUGUCGAACGAUGUAAAGAUUUACGCUGAUCUCUCGGAGGCGUAUCCCCCCCGCAGACGUCCUUUUUGCGUGACAAACGAACCGCAAAGGACGUCUCUGGGGAGGCUAUCGGAGGCGGUUUUCCACCUCAGCCAUAACAUUCUCUUAGAUCUGCAUAAUUCUUCACGUCAUACUCAGCCUCAUUCAAUAAUUUAUAAAAUGUGUAUUCUGUUACAUCUCAUAUACAUAAUAUAUUUCUGAGGAAGCAAUUUUUUUGUAAACGCUAAUACAGGUUUUUAGAAUAUUCGAGAAAUACUCAACACUUUAUUCAGUUUACAUUCCUAACUACAAGACAAAAAUGUUUGUUGAUAUUCUGGUCCUUGUGCUUUACAGAAUACAACACUGGAAAUGAAACCCACGAACGACGAUUGCUAAAUCAGAUCAUAUAUGAUAACAAGAAUCGCCGCCUUUUUCGACCGGUCAUGGAUCGCUCAAAACCAAUAAUCGUCGGGUUCAGUGCGGAGUUAAUUGGCGUAGCUAAAGUGGUGAGACUAUAACAUAAGACAAACAAUACAUUUGAGUAGCCUGCGAAUACAGCCGUUUCUCCUUGCUCCUCCCCGCUAAGGACGUUUCGAUAGGAGGAACUUCUGCGACUAAUUGACAGAAAUUCCAUACUGAUGACGUGAAAUCUGUCUGAAUCUGGUUAGGAGCUCUGAUUGGUCGUCAUAGCAGUUAUAUUGUUUAAGCUAUUGUUUACGAAUGCAGAUAAAAGGCUACAAAUGUCAAAUGUAAACGUGAUCCCAUGACUACCUGAUUUAUUAUGCAAACAUUGAUUUACGUCAUGCAGUAUGACAUUUCUGUCGGUGAGUCAGUCGCAGACGUUCCUCCUGGCGAAACGUCCCUUGUGACGAGGAGCAAGGAGCAAUGGCUUUAUUCGCAGGCUAGUGUAUAGAGUAAACAGAUAUGACUUUCGUUACAUGGACGUUCGAUUGUUUUUAGUCUCUCAUUAAUUAAGAGGAUUAUACUCCACUUGGAACAACAGUUAACUCUCUCUGAGACAGGCACUAAUUAGCGUCAGUGUGAGAGAAAUGUCCGUCUUAGAGAGAGUCAAAUAUGGGGAGUAAAAAAAGGCAAGGAUCAACUCUAGUUGCCCGUUUUACAGAGCCCGGUGUCCGUUUUAUACAGGUGUCGAUCCGUAAAGAGAGAGUCGACUGUAUUGGUUGGACAGUUUGAAAUAAGUCAUGCCACGAGGGGCAUAUUCUUUCAGAAAGAAAAAAGGUCCCUCUUUUGUAUAUACCGCUUUAUUUAAAUAUAUCAAGAAUGCAACUAGUACGUGGUCUGUAAACUUCCUGCUAUUUUCCUCACUUUACUUAUGGACAAACGUUAGAAUUGGCCAGCCUCCUCACAGUACAAUGCUCUGACUGAUACGGUAUGGGCUGAGUAUUAUGGCAGAAUACUUUUAAUUUCAUUACUCGACUAAUUGGGUUAUUUUGUUACAUUUUAUAGGAUGAAAAAGAACAGUUGAUCAAGACGCAUUUUUGGGUCCGCCAGGUAUUGAAAUUGUUCUUAAUUCAGUCUAAAUGUAUUUCGGUUUCGUUCUGGUCUUCAAUUGUUCCAAUUUAAAAAUUGUGUUUUUUUUUAUCAUCAGCAUCAGUCAUCAUUAUCUUUCUUAAUCAUUACCGUUAUUAUCAUUAUUUUUUUUAUAGCUAAUAGACGCCUUCACGCUUUUAACAUGUCUGUACAGCCAACUUUGAUUUCUUAGCACAGAUCAAGGAGGUCGGAUACCUCAUGAACCCUACACACAUUAAGAAAACCCUGUCUUAACUUUCAGUUAAAGUCUUGAGGGAAAGUGAAGAAAGUGGAAAUUUUAAAGCGUCUGAAUGGAGUCAGGGAGGCUUCAGGGAAUCCGGCUUACUACUCUUACUUACCGUAAAUCCUCUAUUAACCCUCCCCCCCCCCCCCCCCCCCCCCCCCAAAAAACCCCCCUUUUUAGGGAAAAAAAAUAUAAAAACCCCCCCCCCCUUUUUCCCCCCCCCCCUGUCCCCCCCCCCUGAACAUCUUUGCUUGUAAAAUGGGCAAGCUUCUUAAAAUUUAGUAUACUCUCACCUGAAAAUUUGCGGUUUUUUUUAAAAAAAACUAAGGGGGGCGAGAACCCACAAAACCCCAACACCAUAAAAAAAACCCUUUUUAUAAUUUUAAUAAAAAGUUUUGGGGAAAAGAGAAAAAGGGGAAAUUUUAAAGGGCUGUAAGGGGGGAGGGGGGGGUUUGGGGAACCGCGGUUUUAUUCUUUUUUUCCCCAAAAACCCUUUUUACCCCCCCCCCCCCCCCCCCACCGCCCUCUCAAUAAGCCCCUCUUUUAAGGGAAAGAAAGUUAAUAAGCUCCCCUUCUCUUUUACGCCCCCCUCUGAUCCCCUCCCCUUGAAAUUCUUUGCUAGUAAACUGGUAGACUUUAUUAAUCAUUGACAAUCUCGACUGUAAAACUUCGGUGGACUGAUCCGGGAUGGUUUAUUCACCAACUGGAAGUUUGGAUUUGUUUUUGAUCCUCGGCUGCUUGACCUACAACUUCUUGUACUUGAGCUUUUCCAUUUUGUGUUUUUGUUCUUUAUAGUAAAUUAUUUCGUUUAGCCUUUUGACUAACUUGUCUCCCCUUCUUCUUAAUUUCUUUACUAAAUAAGCUUUUAUUGGCUCCUUAAAAGGCAAUAUUGAAUACUGUCAUGAACUGUCCAACCUCCUUUUGAGCUAGAGAAUUUAGACUCUACAUGUCUCUUUAUUGCAGGAUUGGUUUAAUCCUUACAUGACAUGGAAACCAGGGGAUUUUGGUGGUAUCAAGGAGGUUCAUGUUCCUCCUGACAUGCUUUGGGUACCUGAUAUCAUUCUUUACAACAAGUAAGUUUUUUUUAAACUUUUUCCACUUCUGCAAUCAGUUCGUUGCCGUGAAUUUUACUUGUUUUGGUUCUUUAGUGCCCUCACUUGCUCUUACUAAGUUUCCCAGCGCUACUGGAAUGCCAUGUUAUAGCACAGUUAAACCUUGUUCUUUAACCCUGAAAAUACUUAAGUUGAGUUAUUCAAAAGUAUUUUUCCAUCAUUCAGUUGACUUGUGCUAAACUAUCAAUGUAUUCAGCGUUGAGUGUUAAUUACGAUUAUUCAUGCUAAUUGACCAUGAAAAGAAGGAUAAAAUUGUGCUCCUCUCAAAAAAGGAUUAAAAACAGUCUGAUUAAGGCUCUGUUUCAGUAAAUUCCGGUCACUUAGAACUCUUCAUCUGUUUUCUAGUGGUUUUGUCCUGAAAGUGCUUUUUUGUUUCCUGUCUCUCCUCCGCAAAGGCUCCCGCGAGGUAUUCCAAUAAAAUUAGCAGUAAUAUUUAAAAAAGGCAAGCACCCGCUGGACGAUGGAAAGAGCGGGAAAAAUAGGGUUAGCAGGAGCCCUUAGCGGGCGGCUUGCCCUCUUUUCCCUACCUAUCGACCCUCGCGCACUUUAUUUUUUCCCUCUUGGCUUGGUACACUUUGGUACGUAAACACUCGCUGCGAAGCAAAAUGGACCAGUCAGAGAGCCGCUUUGAAACAAUGCCUAACAACUGCUGUUCCCAGUCUCCCAAGGAUACAAAGAGGCCUCUGCGGAUUAUAGGGAGUGGUUUCCCUUUGAAAGGCUAAUAUUGGAGGCCUUCCUAUUAAGACAAGUAUUUGAGAAACUUUUCAAUGCUUUUCCUUCUCUCACUACAGUGCCGAUGAUCGCCUCGUGUUAAAAGCCUCGUCUGGUUAUUUAACUAAUGUUAAAGUACGUCACAAUGGUAACCAAACAUGGCGGGCUCAUAUCAUCUACAAGAGCAUGUGCAAUAUCAACGUCAAGUAUUUCCCGUUUGAUGAGCAGAUAUGUAAAUUAGUAUUCGCCUCUUGGUCACAAGACGUCAGUGUCCUUGACUUGAGAGCGAGGCGCGUUGCUAAGAAAGAAGAAGGGUCAGACGUGUUCCAGGAAAACGAGGAAUGGACCGUCGAGUGGAUCAAUAUUGAGCGUAGCGAGGUUUGUACAUGUUCACAUUCAAAUAUAUCGUAUGGCAUUGGCUGGCUUAGCCUGUAUGGGAGUUUAAAGGGCGAAUCAGUUACGUCACGUUGCCAUGGUAACGAAAUUUUUGGAGCGCAACAAAACUUCAAACUUCAUUGCUUUUAUUUAACUUCAUGCAAUUCGUCAAGGGUUGACGAAAUUUUCUGGGUUUGAAUCCGAAAGAAGAACUGUAUCUAAGUUUAGAAAAAGGAAAUUGCUUGUAUUCAUGAACUCCCCUGAGCGGACGCUUGAAAUUAGGAAGUUUCAUGUCGUAGUCGUGCAAUGACGGCUAAGAGAUGUACAAAAAAGCGUGAUGCACGUGCAAAGUAGUAUUUUGCUAAUGGAAACCUCUGCCGUUCUCGUUCCCUAUUGUUGUUAACCAGAAAUUUUGCCGCCAAGGUAACGUGACUUCACACUUCUCCCUCUAUUGAGCUAAGUUGUGCAACUACCAGAUUUACUUGAAUAAACACUGCAGCGCUUAGUAAAAAGUCUUAGCGUCUCUGAUGAUGCGGCUUUUAUUUUUAAACUCUUUGAUGUUGACAAUUACGUCAAAUCAUUUGUAAAUAUUGUGAAAAACAGAAAGGUGCUGAAAGUUCCAAAGUCUCCCCCUUUCUGCUAAUAUACUUGUAUUGUAGAUUACCAAGUUGUGACGAGUUUAUUUUUUUGCCAUAACCCUCGAAUAAACGCUGCAUAUCAUUGCUUCGAUAAGGCGUUCAUCCGAGGGCGGAAGUUAAUUGAGUAACGUUAAAUAAAGCUCAGGGUUGGCGAGAGAGGGAGAAGGAAAGAUUCCCUUCGCCCCCUUAAUUUCGUGUCCAUCGCGUGUGCGCGCGCCUUUAUUUCCUUCCGAUAAACGCCUGCCACGCAGGCCAUAAAUUGCUAAAACAGAGUUUGAAAUUAAACACUUACAUUAUCACCGUUAGGGUAGUAUCUUAAGUGAUCAAGUAAGGCCCAUGAUCUAGGCUUCCUAAACACGAUACUUUAAUAAAAAAAAAAACAGAACAGUACUUUAAUAAUCACAGUAUUUAAAGUUGACGUCAGAUACAGUAGAACCUCGAUAACUCGAACGUGGAUAACUAGUGCUCGAAUUCCCCGCUAACUCGAACUACAUUUCCUUUCCCUUGAUCAAAAUUUUACUGAAAAUGACCCUGGUAACUCGAAUUCUACGCUAUCUCGAACUGUUUUUCGUUUCCCCUCAGAGUACAGUUCGAGUUACUGGGGUUCUACUGUAUUUCUCUAUUGUGCUUAAGUUUAAUUUGGUACAUUGCCACUUGCAAACAGUUCAUUCGUAAUUUCGCUUUUAUCUUCUUGUUAGUGUGCCGAGCCUAAAAUUUCAUGAAAAAAUUUCCGCUGAAGAUUGAGCGUGCAAACAUCUUCAUACCUAAGGUAGUACUUUUUCAGAUUGUAUCGAUUUUUCUGACCUGUACUGUUUUCAAUUUUCCUUUUAUUGUAGAAGGAAAAUGACUGUUGUGAUUUACCCGUGGCGGAAUUAACCGUAUCCAUGCUUCUCCAGAGACGCACGUAUUAUUACGUCAUGAGCCUUAUCUUGCCUUGCACACUCAUUGCUUGUACCAUUUUCUUGGAGUUCAUUCUUCCAGCAGAGUCAGGCGAACGAGUAGGCCUGGGCAUAACUAUUUUGCUCUCGAUGGCUGUAUUUCAAGAACUUACGUCAGAGAAGUUGCCUUCAAGCUCCGAGCAUUUUCCUCUGUUAGGUAAGUGUCCUGUAAUGCUUACAUAAAAUUCGUGCGCACUUUUUGGCACGGCGCUAUUUUUCUUCCGUAUUUGGUGAACUCCCUUCUGCCGAAGGCCAAGAGUUUGUGUUUGAAGAAUAUCUGCAAGACUAAGCAUCCCUUGAUAUUCCUGAAUUUUUCGAGGAACAGGCCAAUGGAGACGGGAACUUAACUUUUAUUUAGUUUGUUUUAAAAGUAUGAAUUAUUUCCAAUUAAAAAUUAUUACUGAGAUUCUGCUGUCGAAUGAUCUCCAUAAUUCUUCAGUACAUGCUCAGCUUCAUCCAACUUCAACUUCACGUUAUCCGAAAGGCUGUUUCUGAAUAAUCAGGACAUUAAACUUAAGGUCCCGGAGCUUAAUUAAAGGAGGUUUUCAUCUUAAGACACAAAGAGCCCUGUUUGGGCGAUCACACAACCAAUAGGAAGUGAUAGAUGACCGUAGAUUAUUCCAAAUUUAUUUUGGCGACAAGUCGUUCGGUGCAAAUGCGAAGCCGAAAGGGCGAUGGGACAUAAUUUGCCUACAGAAGAAGAGCGUCAUUAUUCGAUAGGGGCGUUAAUUCGAGAGGGCAUUUAGUAUUGAUUUUCGGUAUUCUAAUAAUCCCUAAUACGUUAUUCUUUCCUUAUAGCCAUGUACUACUCAGUUUCAAUCAUGGAAAUAGGAACGGCCCUAGGAGCCACUUGUAUCAUACUCAACUUUCAUCACCGUAACACUAAGAUGCCGAACUGGUUUCACAAGAUCGUUCUUGAGUGGCUGGCAAAGCUGGUCUGGUAUAAACCCCGUUACCUCCACUGUCACCUCACCUCCGAAUCAGAAGAUGAAACUGUACAAACAAAGCUUCAAACCAACUCAGGCUCUGAGAGAAAACGAAACGACGCUUUCGACCUCGACAGGGAAUCUAUCGAGUUUGAGAUGGACCUUUUUGAUGAAUCUCGCGGGGGACGCGAUCAGGUGCCCUUGGCUCAAAAUGGGAACCUUUCUGUUCCGGCGAAUAACGGUACUAGGAAACGCUCUAUUAGACGGAAAACGCAAGACACUGAGACCGAGACAAGUGAAGUGCAGUUUCCUGAAACAAGGUUUCCGUUUUAUGACGUUAACAAAGAAGAAAUCUAUAAGAAACAGUGGCAGGAUGCAGCGAGAAUUUUAGAUCGAUUUUUGCUUGUGGCCUCCUUUGUUAUCGGUUCCAUCUCAGCUAUGAGUAUUUUCUUGCAGUCUCCGCGAAUAAGAGGACUGUUUAUUCCCUGA
Messenger RNA from Porites evermanni, 11496 nucleotides. The record is from the annotation of a GenBank genome assembly. NCBI's taxonomy places the organism in Eukaryota, Metazoa, Cnidaria, Anthozoa, Scleractinia, Poritidae.